AUGAUUUAUGAAUAAUAGAAAACUUCUUAGAGUUUUGAGAUCUUUCUAGAAAAUGCAAUUAGAAUAGAUCAAUAAAUAUAUAUGGAAGACACAUUAUAAGCAUUAGGUUAAACAAUAUCUUUAGCCAACUUAAAAGGUAAUUUAUAUCCAUUUGGAUCAUUUUGUAAUGGAUUUCAAGGGACUAAUAGUGAUUUAGAUUGUGUGUUUAUAACAGAUUCAGAUAGAGAUGUUUAAACGAUUUUAAGAAAUCUUCGGUCUGCUGUGAAAUAAUACAAUAAAAUAAAAUAGACACCUUAAUUAAGGUUUGUUGAUUUGAUUUUAUAUGCAAAAGUAAAUAACUUAAUUUAUAGUAAGGUACCAUUAAUUAAGAUCCUAGACAUUACUAAUAAUGUAGCUAUUGACUUAAGUAUUAAUAAUAUAAAUGGAGUAUUAAAUUCUAAGCUUUUAAAUGAAUAUUCUUAAAUGCAUCCUAAAAUUCAAUAGUUAGGAUAAUUAUUAAAAUUAUGGGGAAAAAAUUAACGUCUUAUAGUAACUGGGUAAUUAACAUCUUAUGCCAUUUUAUUAACAAUGAUCCAUUUUCUAUAAUGUAAAUACGAUGUGCCAUACUUAUCAGAUAUUAACCUUACUAAUGAAUAGUUAUCAGCCUUAGAAAAUUUUGGUGUUCAGCCAUUCUUUAAUUUAGGAGUCAAACCUAAUUUGGAAAGACUUUCAAAUACAACACUAUAAUAAUUAUUAUUUGAGUACUUUUAAUAUUAUGAACCAAAUGGAGAAUUUGAAAAGAAAUAAAUUUGUGUUUCUAUUCAUUCUUUUUAAAGACCUCACAAAGAUAAUAAGAAAAGAACACUAAAAAUUAUUGAUCCUAUUGAUCCAAGAAUUGAUCCAAGUAAAAAUAUCAAAAGUAGAUGUUAUCGAAUACAAUAACAUUUUUUAAGAGCCAAAGAAUUGAUAUCAAAUCAUUAAAAUCAAUUUCUAUAUCAAUAAUAGGCUGUUAAAAAUGGAAAUAAUCGAUAAGGAUAUUAAUAUUAUGACAAAAGGGAAAAAUAAUAUAAGAAAAAAUAAUUUAGAAAAAGACUUUAAUGA
This is a messenger RNA of Paramecium primaurelia, 1080 nucleotides long. The record is from the annotation of a GenBank genome assembly. NCBI's taxonomy places the organism in Eukaryota, Ciliophora, Oligohymenophorea, Peniculida, Parameciidae.